Molecule: messenger RNA, 5483 nt
Organism: Amyelois transitella
Lineage: Eukaryota; Metazoa; Arthropoda; Insecta; Lepidoptera; Pyralidae
Gene: slpr
Product: mitogen-activated protein kinase kinase kinase 11
Exons: 11
Coding region: 329-3283 (984 amino acids)
Biological process (GO): protein phosphorylation
Molecular function (GO): protein binding; ATP binding; JUN kinase kinase kinase activity
Source: RefSeq, a predicted model, not a curated record
UCGCUGUUGUAUGGUUGUCAUUCCAUCGUUCUAUCUGAAACCGUGAUAGAUAAAUGGAAAAUAAUUAACACCAUCACAGCGAAAGGCUGCCUUAAAAUAAACAAAAGUUGUCGUGGUGAAUGCGCUAAUAAAUAAGUUAAAAUCUUUAGAGUGUACUCUUUUCUACAACACUGCCAUGAUCGAUGUUGGAAACAAAGAUGGCGGAAUAAUACGGUGAUCAUAACCAAACGUUGUUUUGUAGCGUUAUGUGCGGUGGUACGUGGAGGUUGCAGCAGUGUCAGGGUGCUUGAAAGAAGAGGAGAGGCGAGAUGGGGGCGCGGCCGGGGUAAUGCCGCCGCGGCCUGCGGCUGGCCGCGCGGCCAUGGCGGCAGAGGAUGAACGACCACCGUUCCCUCUGUUUACCGCCGUCUACGACUAUGUGGCGCAGGGCGAGGACGAACUCUCCUUACGGAGGGGUGAGAUCGUCGAAGUCUUAUCCAAGGACUCAAACAUAUCGGGCGAUGAAGGUUGGUGGACGGGCAAAAUCGGGGACAGAGUUGGCAUCUUCCCUGCAGUGUACGUGACAGAAGAGGAUCCAUUGUCGGUGGAGCCACCCCGCGUGACGUUCAGUGAGCUCAAGCUAGAGGAAGUGAUCGGUGUGGGUGGAUUCGGUAAAGUGUACCGCGGUUACUGGAACGAUGAGGUGGUGGCUGUCAAGGCGGCGCGCCAGGAUGCGAAUGAAGACAUUGAAGUUAUCAAGGAAAGCGUUUUGCAAGAAGCGAGACUGUUUUGGGUGUUACAGCAUGAGAAUAUAGUGUCUUUGAAAGGCGUGUGUUUAGAAGCGCCUAAUUUGUGUUUGGUGAUGGAGUAUGCACGUGGCGGACCGUUGAACCGGGUGUUAUCAGGCAGGAAGAUCCGUCCAGGCAUCUUGGUGGACUGGGCGAUACAGGUAGCACAAGGUAUGGCCUACCUACACUGUGGUGCACCUAUGGCACUCAUUCAUCGGGACUUAAAAAGUUCAAAUGUGUUGCUCAGCGAGACAAUCCUGCCUGACGACACGUUAGAAGACAAGACGUUGAAGAUCACAGACUUUGGGCUGGCGCGGGAAGUGUACAAGACCACACGGAUGUCUGCGGCGGGGACCUACGCCUGGAUGCCGCCAGAGGUGAUAAAGAACUCAACGUUUUCCCGCGCGUCAGACGUAUGGUCGUACGGCGUACUCCUGUGGGAACUACUGACGGGCGAGACCCCGUACAAGGGCAUAGACGCGUUGGCGGUCGCGUACGGGGUUGCUAUCAACAAGCUCACACUGCCAAUACCCAGCACUUGUCCAGAGCCCUGGAAACUGCUUAUGCAAGAUUGCUGGCGCUCAACACCCCGCGACCGGCCUUCGUUUCCGGAAAUUCUGGAUCGGCUAGAAGAGAUUCGAGAGUCAGAAUUCACCCGCGCUCCCCACGAGUCCUUCCACACCAUGCAGGACGGGUGGAGAGUCGAGAUUGAAGAGGUUCUGGGCGAUCUCAGAAGAAAAGAGAAGGAGCUGAGAUGGCGCGAAGAAGAGCUGACCAAGGCGCAACUACAACAACGGCUGAUGCAGCAGAACCUCGCGCAGAAGGAACGAGAACUGCAAAUGAGAGAAUUCGACCUGGUGGCCCGGGAACUGCACAUCAUGAUCUUCGCCAGCAAUAUGUCCCACCAACCGCCUCCGCCCAAUAAACGCAAGGGCAAAUUCAGCAAGCCGAAGCUGGUGAAGAAGGACACCAUAUCGUCUCCUUUGGACUUCCGACACACACUUACAGUCCGGCCGUCGGACGACGAGUCCAGCGUGAAACAACUUGUGGCCGUCGCGAAGGACACUCCACCAGGAUCCCCUCAUAUCAUGAGGGCUAUUGCUCUGCCGGCGGACGGCGUGAAGGGCAAGACGUGGGGCCCGUCGUCGGCGCACGGGCGCUCGCGCGGGCACCUGCCGCUGCCGGCGCUGCGGCCGCGCGCCGCGCCGCGCAUCUCCAGCUCGGCGCCCGACCUGCCGCCCGCGCCGCGCCGCACAGGUUGUUUUCUUCCUUACACAGACUUCAGUCCUGAGGAAUGGGGGCCGGAAUACCCUCUCAGUACUUCAUCACGAUAUUCCAUACCCAUGCCUACGUUAUAUAGCACCGAAGGUUAUAAAUACAAAAAACCGAGUAUAAUAGAGCUGGUUCUAUACAAUAUGGCCGCGUUGCUAGGCGGCGUGGCGGCUGGAUAUGAUGUCAGAGUUUCCAAUGUCAGUCCGUUGCAUCCUACUCUUCAACCUCAUGGGCCUGAGAUAGAAACAGAACCUUUGAGCUCGUCUGUGUACGAGGGUUACGGCUUCGCUCAUAACACGUACCACGGCCCCACCAGGCAUCUGAGAGCACCGCUGAAUGCUAUUACCGGAUCACCUAUCUCCAGUAUACAAACUGAAGAACAAAAACCAAUACGCUUUACGGAUUCUCCAACUCACUACGCACACCCUUCGUCAUCGUCUGGCUACGGGCACUCUGCGCAACCAUUAUCGGGUACUUCGGGUCUCGGUACCAACUACACUUCUACCCAGCCCACGCCUUCGCCUAGACGAACCUCAUCCUCCACUUCAGAUCAUCUCGCCGAUUUGUAUCAUAACUAUAGAGAAAAUUUCCAACCUUCCCCCUCUCAAGAUAGAGACUACUAUUAUAGAGCUGAACCGUACACAUACGACAGAACAGCAGACUAUGUUGUCAAACAUCCCUAUUACGGCUACGACGAGUGCUCUUCCUUCGAAUACAGAGAGCCAACGCCGGACUAUCGACCACCACCUCAAUAUCUCACCCAUAGACGGACUCCAUCUAACUCCUCAGCUUCUAAUUCUCAUCCAGACGAUGCACCCUUCUCCCCAUCAAGACAAUAUAGAGCAGAAAAGUACGGUUCGAAAGAAAGAAGAGACGAUUAUCGCACACCUAAAUCUGAGUAUCCUAGAAAAACAAGUGAUUACUCAUUACCUCGCGAUUUCUUUAGACAAGACUCGUUAGAAAGAGCGGAAGUAGAGAGACCAGCAAAUCUUGGGUUGGACCUUGCGCCGACAAAAUUGAGAUCUAGUUUAAAAAAGUACAAUAAAAAAUCGAGUGCUUCAGGCGGCAGUUCAGGAGGAGGGACACCUACUAACCCCACGCCUCCCGAUAGUUUGACAAGUGAAACCGAUAGUUCGUACGUGUCCGCUAGGGACGCCUCUAGCGGCUCGCAGUCUAGAGUAAGAUUCAGUCCAGAGGCAAUGGAAGGGAACGCCACUGAGAGGAGGCCAUCUCGUCACUCGUAGCGAAGGCUGAAAAAGUUCAACGACUACCUUGUAUGAUAUUGCAGCGGGACUGUAACAUAUCGCUUGCAGGUAGUGCGGGGAACGCUUAUGCUUUUUAGCAGAUUUUGUUCUAGUGUUGUCUAUGAAUUUUGAUGUGAAAAAGACAAGGAUAUAUGAACAUGUUUAAGUUUACAUUUUACACCUCAACUUUGAAGAUGUGUUUUUGCGGUUAAAAGUGUACAACUUUAUGUAUUUAUAAUGGCCAUACUGUUUCUUGUGAGAAGGAACUGCAAUAAGCUAUGUAUUGUAUAAACUGCGAUUGUGUUCAUUAUUUAACGUAGAAUCAUUGUACAAUAUGUAUAAAAGUAUGUCAUCUGAAAUAUAUAAUCAUCUAAAUGUAACGCGUUUAAAGACAAUACAGUGCCUCUAGUUUUAAUAUUAAUUGGUCACAAUCACAUGUAAAAAGGCUUCAUAUGUUCACUAGUUCGUGAGUCUGAAAAAGAAACUCAAUAAGAUACAACUUUGUAAUAGGUAUGUACUAUAUAUAAUCAUAUCGGCACAAAAAUGCUUUAUGUGGUGUAUAAAUUGUAUAUAUGUAAUGCAGACAUUUUAAAGUAUGUAAUUAUUUUUAUACAACAAAUUCUGGCAUUUUUAUUUGUUAUUAAUUGCUUAAAUAUUAUUUUUAUUAUAAUUUUGUUAAAUUAUAAAUAGUACAAAUGUAUUUUAAGAUGUUUUAUGAACAAUUAUAUCUUGUUCAUGCGUAAUGAAGGUUCUUUAAUCUCGACUUAAUAAAUUGUGUAUAUUUAACUAACAUUAAUAUAUUAUGUAUAUCAAGUAAAUGAGUAGUAUUCAUUUUGUACAGAAGAGAUCAAAUGUUAGAUAUUUUUUACUUCAAACAGUAAAUAACAAUUAAUAAAAGUCAGAGCAGCUUUUGUACCCUACAAUGUAUUAUAAAAUUAGGUGAAAGUAUUACUAGUCGGAAAGCAAAAACGAAAUAUUGCAUAUCCAACUAUAAAAUUGAUAUUGUAUUUGAUAUUAUGCUUCCUUAACCUGAAACACUGGAUUAUUUUUGGAAAUAAAUAUAUCUACUUUUAAUCUUUUGCGUUGCUUAUUAAUGUAAAUAACACAGGUUUGCAAGUUCAUGUCUGACUAUGGCCUUUAAUAGGGCCGAAUCGUCGACUAUGAAGAUAAUUAUAAAUAAAUUAAGUGCGCGUUUAAACCGGUUUAUUUACAAUACUUUCAAAUAAAUAUAUUGCGAAAUUUUAUGUUAAUGAAAUGGCCUAGUAUGUUUGAAAAUGAUAAAAACAUCUCACAUAUUUAGCAUUAAAAUUACUAUAAGGUGUAUGUGUAUAUCGAAAAAUUAAUUAUUAUACUUCUUAGCUUUGAUAUUAUUAGCGAAAACCAGUGCCUAAUAUUUGCUGGAAAGGUUUUGAGAUUACGUAGAAUGAAAGCGAAAUGAAAUUAUUUGGAUAUUAUACGGUUAAGGCCAGUAAAGCAAUUUAAAGACGCGAUAAAUUUUAUUUACGAAGUACACUUUUAUUCCUAGUGCAAUAUGGAAAACGUUUUGCGUCCAUUUUUUUAAUUUUAUUUUUGUUAUGUAUAUAAUUUAAUCAACGCGAUUUUAUCAGUAUUUAAAGCAGUAUUUGAGAUUCAUUGUCGCUUAAUAUAUAUACUGAACUGAUAUUGGAAACAUUCUGUAUGUUGUACUGUGUGAUUUAUUUAUUUAUUAAGUUAGCUUCAAUCAGUGCCAAUGUCCAGUGUGUUAUAUACAUAUCGAAGUUUCAUCCUUCUUUUGUUUUAUGUCUUCAGUACAAACCAAAUCCUAACCAAAUUAUUGUAAGAAUCUAAAUAAGUUCAGAACCCGAGUCACAAAUUUUGAGUCAAUGAGUACACCACACCGUUGUAAAUAACACGACGCAAAUGUAAACAAAACUCUAGUCUUGGAUUUUUUAUUUAAUUUUAAUAUCAGGCUAGCAUUCGAAUUGUCAACGAACGACUGGCGAAACUACGAAUGAAUUUGUUUAAUUGUAAAACAUAUUUGGGCAUUCCAUAAUUUUUAUGUAAACUUGACAUUCCAGUGUAGUCAGAGGUGAUAUUAUAUGCUCACUCAAGCGUUCUUAGUCGAAAGUAACGAUGGUUCUGUGUGCCAAUAACACGAGGUGGGAGGAUGCCUUACAUCUGUAUGUUAAAUCGACAAAUAAACCUUAGAUUAAGCUUUUUA